Messenger RNA from Toxotes jaculatrix (banded archerfish), 945 nucleotides. It is a transcript of the gene tmem121ab, whose product is annotated as transmembrane protein 121Ab. The record is from RefSeq and is a predicted model, not a curated record. The transcript has a single exon. Lineage: Eukaryota; Metazoa; Chordata; Actinopteri; Toxotidae. The coding region runs from base 1 to 945 and encodes 314 amino acids.
AUGGUGUUGCCGCCCCCAGACAAACGCCACGUGUGCCUGACCACCAUCGUCAUCAUGACCAGCAUGGCCUUCAUGGACGCCUACCUGGUGGAGCAGAACCAGGGUCCUAGAAAGAUUGGGGUGUGUAUUAUAGUGCUGGUAGGAGAUGUAUGCUUCCUCAUAGUGCUGCGAUAUGUGGCAGUGUGGGUCGGUGCAGAGGUGCGCACCGCCCGACGAGGAUACGCCAUGAUCCUGUGGUUUCUGUACAUCUUUGUCCUGGAGAUCAAACUCUACUUUGUCUUCCAGAAUUGCAAAGCUGACAGGAAGAGUCUGGAGACAGUGGCACGGAAGGCUCUGACAUUAUUAUUAUCUGUGUGCGUACCAGGUUUAUACUUGGUUCUAGUGGCUCUAGAUAGCAUGGAAUAUGUAAGAACUUUCAGAAAGAAGGAGGACAUGAGGAGCCGUCUGUUCUGGGUGGCCCUGGACCUGCUGGACCUGCUGGAUAUCCAAGCUAACCUGUGGGAGCCCCAGCGGACAGGCCUGCCCAUCUGGGCCGAGGGCCUGAUGUUCUUCUACUGCUACAUCCUGCUGCUCAUCCUGCCCUGCGUGUCACUCAGUGAAAUCAGCAUGCAGGGGGAGCACAUGUCGCCCCAGAAGAUGAUGCUCUACCCAGUCCUGAGUCUGGUCACCAUAAAUGUGGUCACCAUCCUUAUACGCGGCGUAAACAUGGUCCUGUUUCAGGACAGCCGCGUUUCCACCAUCUUUGUCGGCAAGAACGUGGUGGCCAUCGCCACCAAGGCGUCCACCUUCCUGGAGUACCGCAGACAGGUGAAGGAGUUCCCCCACCCACAGAACGCCAUGGCACUAGAGCUGCAGCAGAACUCUGUCAGCCACACACAGCCGCUGCCCAACGCCACCAGUUUGCCACACGAACCUUCGCCAGCGCAGGACGUCAUCGACACAUGA